This is a messenger RNA of Symbiodinium natans, 225 nucleotides long. NCBI's taxonomy places the organism in Eukaryota, Dinophyceae, Suessiales, Symbiodiniaceae. The record is from the annotation of a GenBank genome assembly.
AUGUUGUUUCAGCAGGACCAGCUGCUGUUCUUGGUUGUGAAGCUGGAGAGGCCGGACUUGGCCCGGACGAAGUCAGAGCUGAUCCAGCAGCAGAACGAGUUCAAGGUGCGCCUGGCCGACUUGGAAUCGUACUUGCUGGAGAAGCUCGCUGGCGCAGAAGGCGACAUUCUGGAGGACCAGGGGUGGGUAGGCUACCCAGUUUCAGGAGCCACCGCAAGGAGAUAG